Molecule: messenger RNA, 2050 nt
Organism: Impatiens glandulifera
Lineage: Eukaryota; Viridiplantae; Streptophyta; Magnoliopsida; Ericales; Balsaminaceae
Exons: 2
Coding region: 179-1900 (573 amino acids)
Molecular function (GO): protein binding
Source: RefSeq, a predicted model, not a curated record
CCCUAAUGACAUUGAAUCAGUUUGAGCCUCGCAAAUUUACCAUUUCUCUCUCCAUUUCCUUACCUCUCUCUCGUCUUCUUCAUCAAUUCUGACCAAUUGUUUUCUCCGGGAAGCGGAAUCUCUAUCUGAAGUUUGAAUCGAUUCUCUGUCAUCGGUAAAUCUAUUUGGUUUAAAGAGAAUGUCUCCAACAAGGUCUAAGUCAAAGAAGGCUGGCAAGGAGUUGCAAAAGAGUAAUUCCAAAACUUCUGGAAUUGCGAAUGUUGUAAAUGAACAUGCUAAUGGAUACAGUCCUCUUUUAGGGAAGUUUGAUACCCUUGAUAAUAGAGCAUUAGCUUCGAAUGCCAAUUCAAAUGGUCGAUUUCAUGACCUUGAUGAAACAGAUGAUCAAACUGUGAAUGUGGUCGUAACUGGCCAGGAGUACGAUUCGGUUUCAAAUAAUGACAGUUGGUCUGGUGAAUCUGAAGAUACUAAUAAAGAGAAAGCAGCCCAUCCAGCUGCCCAUCAAGACUUGAUACCAGGUGCUGAUAAUGACAAGAGGGAAAAGAUUCGUCAAAAGAACGAAAAGAAACAUCAACGUCAAAAAGAGAAACGAGCACAGGAGCUGCACGAGCGUUGCAGUGGCUUCCUCAUGUCCAGAAAGCUGGAUGCUCUAUCGCAACAGCUAGUUGCGAUGGGGUUUUCCUCAGAGAAGGCAACAAUGUCUCUAAUUUUGAAUGAAGGUAAAAUAGAAGAAUCAGUAGCAUGGCUGUUGGAAGCUGUUGAAGAAUCAGAUAAUAAGCACGUUCAGAAUAACCCCGAUCGUAGUAACUUGAAGAUCGACAUAUCGGAAGAGCUAGCUCGAAUCGCCACUAUGGGUGGCAAGUAUAACUGCUCAAAGCAAGAAGUUGAAAGAGCAGUUGUCGCCUGUGAAGGUGAUCUCGAUAAAGCUGCUGAAACGUUGAAAGUACAAAAACGAGACUCGCCUCAACCUACCACAACCGUUGUUCCUCCGCCAAAUCAGACAACAGCUCAACAGAGGCAACCUAGUUUAUCAAACGACACACAACCCAGAAGAGAGGAAAAAGAUUUCAACUAUACCAAAUCUACUGAUUUAGGAAACAAAACUUUUGUCCAGCCCAAAUCAGAAAGAGUGAUCAUGAAAUCCACGACGACUCCAACCGUUUUGAAAUCUGAAACGGAACUGAACAACAUUAAGCUUGGAUCGAUAAAAGAACCUGUUGUGGUUAUGCAACGUCCCCCUCAAGCAAGCAAUUUGAAGCAGGUUUUAAAUCCCAAUAUAAACUAUUCUUCCAACUGGCUCCAAAACGAGACGAAGAUGAAUGCAAGAAGCCUGAAUCAUGGCGAUCAAGGGUAUAAUCAGAUGUAUAACCAUCAUCUCCAAUAUCAACAACAGCAUCAGUCAUUAAUGUCGGCUGAUCCACGAAACGGUGGCUCGUGGAAUCGGAUCAGUACAUCUCCAUUGCUGGCAGCUGCUUCAUCUCUCGGUCUUUUUUGUAGAUCGAGCUCAAAAGCUUCUUCCGGAUCUUCUCCUCCAGUUGACUGGAAUGCUUGCGGUUCAAUGUUCGAUCUUGAUUAUAAUAAUAUAGACUGGAGUUUGGAUCAGAACUCGACUAGGUCAAAGUUUUCGGGUGGUGGUGUUGGCGGCGUUGGUGGGAUGUGGCAGAGUCAUAAUGGUAAUAAUAAUAACAAUUCUUCUUCUGGGUAUGAUUUGUAUGAGCAACCUGCGCCAGGGUUGGGCAGUCGGUUUGCGACGAGGCCAGGUUUGGGUCGUGGAAAUAUUGUUGUUGGUGCAGAAAUGGGAUCGGCUGGGGGUUCGCGAGAGUGGUCAUCUCCUUUCGAGGAGAUGGAUCUCUUUAGUAUACCCAGACAGUUUGUUUCUUCUUCACCUUGUAAAAGGUAAACUUUGUUUGUGAGAGUCCGUCUAUUGAAUAAAAUGGGAAAAAUAUCUGUUUUGAAAAUCACAGGUUUUAUUGCCCUUUCUUUUUUCCUUAUUGAUUGUUGCAAAUGGUAAUCCUCAUUAAUCUUGAUUUUAUAGUUCUGUUUGGAAACA